This is a messenger RNA of Anopheles cruzii, 1152 nucleotides long. RefSeq names its product elongator complex protein 4 (gene Elp4). Gene Ontology annotation, cellular component: cytoplasm; transcription elongation factor complex; elongator holoenzyme complex. The record is from RefSeq and is a predicted model, not a curated record. The coding region runs from base 3 to 1112 and encodes 369 amino acids. Gene Ontology annotation, biological process: tRNA wobble uridine modification. The transcript is spliced from 3 exons. Lineage: Eukaryota; Metazoa; Arthropoda; Insecta; Diptera; Culicidae.
AAAUGUCCGGUUUUGUUAAGCGCCGUCGUGCCGUUAACAUUAAAGGCGUUCGCCUUUCUGUUCAUAGUGGCCAAUCAGUUACAUCUUCGGGAAAUCCAUCAUUGGAUCACAUUUUUGGAGGCGGUUUCCCGCUGGGCUCGGUCAUAGGUCUCGAAGAAGAUAAGUACGGUAACUAUGCACGGGUAUUGGCAAAAUACUUCCUCGCGGAGGGAAUCGUCAACGAUCACAGCGUAUUGAUAGGCACGAUGGAAGAAGAUCCCGAACAGAUGAUGCGGAAGCUACCAACACCGGUCGAAGAAAAAAGUCACACGACGAAAACUGGCCCACCGUCGGCAGAAGGUAUGCGAAUCGCGUUCCGGUACAAUCAACUGACACCGGUUGAUUCAGAGCAAAAAUCGUCCCAAUCUCUGGGACAUUUUUUUGAUUUAACGAAGGCCAUGGAUCCUUCGACACUGGCCGGAAAGGAUAUUAGCUACUGGAGUGGAGAUGAGCCGAUGCAGGAAGCGGACUGUGCUGCUGGUCCAUUCGCUAUCCCACAUUUUGCAUCGCUGCUUUCGUAUAUUCAUCGCAAGGCAAAACAGCCACAAUUUGCUCUGAACGAUUCGGAAGAUGUGGCCAAGAACGUGUUUAGAAUUUGUCUUCAUUCGGUCGGAUCGCCUCUAUGGUACGAUCGCAGUUUUUCCAAAGAGCUAGUACACUUUCUUACCAUUUUAAAGUCGAUCGUUCGAAAUUCGCUGUCCGUGUGCUUCAUUACGGUGCCUUUUCAUCUGUUCCGCCAUCUGGACGAUAAUCAUCUGUGCACAAAAGUGACGAAUCUUUUCGACUAUUCGUUCGGCUUGGAAGCUUUCACCGGUCAGACGGAAGAGCAGGCAAACCCGUUGUUUAAGGAAUACCACGGGCUUCUCAACAUUACAAAAAUCACGGCGUUGAACGCACUGGCCCCCUUCACGCCAGAGACACGUGAUUUGGCCUUUAAACUGAAGCGCAGCAAAUUCGUAAUCGAGAAGCUGCACUUGCCACCGGAUUUGGCAGCAGAUGAUACCCAAACUCAGAACCUAGUGCCUACGAUGAGCUGCAGCGGCGGAGGCGUAAGGAAUAAGCUGGAUUUUUGAAACUGCAACAUGUUGAUUUGUUGUAAUAAAUUUAAAAAAA